Molecule: messenger RNA, 1986 nt
Organism: Rhizoctonia solani
Lineage: Eukaryota; Fungi; Basidiomycota; Agaricomycetes; Cantharellales; Ceratobasidiaceae
Product: glucosyltransferase
Exons: 9
Coding region: 1-1986 (661 amino acids)
Biological process (GO): protein N-linked glycosylation
Cellular component (GO): endoplasmic reticulum membrane
Molecular function (GO): dolichyl pyrophosphate Man9GlcNAc2 alpha-1,3-glucosyltransferase activity
Source: RefSeq, a predicted model, not a curated record
AUGGAAAACACCACCCGCCGGCGAACGACCCGGGCGACACACCGCCCCCGACUCCAAAGCGUCGGCUCCGAAACAGCUAGCAUACGAAGUCGGGCCGAGUCCGAAACAGACUUUGACGAGAUCUUGUCUCCUCAACCCCGACCCCAUCCGAAACUCCUAAACACUUCUCAAUUUCUUCUACAACAGAACCAGUCGCGCCCGUUGUCCCCACUCAACCCAAGUCGUGGGCGGACAGCCUCGUUUGCGAGUAUAGGACCGGAAAGUACGCUGCAUGGUCAACCGCACGAGAGUUCCGCGCGGAGGUUCGUUAGGUGGAUGGCCAGGAAUGGGCUACGAGAUUGGACGCCAUGGGUGAUUAUUGCUGGGUCGGUGCUUGUCAAGUGUGCGGUAGGAUUGGGCGGGUAUUCCGGGGAAAGAACUAAACCGAUGUAUGGAGAUUAUGAGGCUCAACGACAUUGGAUGGAGAUUACCUACCAUUUGCCUAUUCCGCAGUGGUACAGCUAUGAUCUCCAGUACUGGGGUCUCGACUACCCACCUCUAACAGCGUAUGUUAGUUGGAUAUGCGGAUUUGUUGCCCACAAAAUCAACCCCGAAUGGGUAGCGCUCGAUGCUUCCAGGGGAUACGAAUCACUCACAAGUAAACAUUUUAUGCGCAUGUCUGUACUCAUCUUAGAGCUAUUGGCAGGUCUCGGCGAACUCAAGUAUAAUUCGGUCAUGCUUGGACUUGCCCUCUGGGCUGUGAACAUGUUUCAUUUGGGGUACGAUGUCAUAGGUGCUGUAUUUUUCGUCGCGAGUCUAGGGUUCAAGCAAAUGGCAUUGUAUUAUGCCCCGGCCGUAGGAUCUUACCUCCUCGGGAAAUGCUUUUGGUUGGGCAAAAAUCACGGAACACGUCACUUUGCACAUUUGGCGCUUACAACCUCUCUUUCAUUCGUCCUGCUCUUCCUUCCAUUUCUUACACCCUCUCUUCUCACACAAUCGAUUAAGCGGAUCUUCCCCUUUGCGCGAGGUCUAUUUGAGGAUAAAGUCGCCAAUUUUUGGUGUGCUUCGGACGUUGUACUCGUCAAAUGGCGUAAACUUGCCUGGAUAAGCGAAGCUGGAUUGCAGAGAGUUGCACUCCUUGUCACACUCCUUGGUAUACUGCCCGGAGCAGGGAUGGUCUUUGGCUGGGGAUUCAUAGGCGGAGCCAAGUCUCCUACAAACAGCUCAAACGGCGAACUUGCACCCAUCAACGAAUCAACCGACCAAUCUACCAAGCUUGCUCGUCGCCGUGGCCCUACACUCUCGCUCUUGCCCUUUGCACUAUUCAGUUGCGCAAUGAGCUUUUUCAUGUUUUCAGUUCAGGUCCACGAAAAGUCGAUUUUGCUGCCGUUGAUGCCGAUCACAUUGUUGCUUGCUGCACGAGAGUCUGAAACCGAUGUGGAAAAUGUCGGGAUGGGAUUGGGCAAUGUGUGGGAGUGGGGCGUACUAGUUAAUAAUGUCGCGAUAUUCAGCAUGUGGCCUUUGUUGAAACGUGACGGGCAAGGACUGAACUAUGUAGUCCUUACGCUCCUUUGGAACUAUUUGGUUGGAUAUGACCCACUAGCACUUUCUACUUCUCUUGUUAAAUUCGUCAGUGUUCUCGCAUACGUAACAAUCGCUUUCAUCCACACACUCGAGGCCUUCAUCCCUCCCCCUACUCGAUACCCAGACUUCUAUCCCGUCUUGAACGUUCUCCUCUCCGCUUCGGUCUUUGGCGCCACGUGGAUAGCUGUGGGUGGAAUCAUGAUGAUCCAAUCAGCCUGGGCCGCAGGUGGAUUCGAUACGGGGUCAGCCUCCCAAAAGCCGAUCCCGCUUAGAUCUCUAAACACGAGCAUAAGCGCCAAGUCUAGUCCGGUUUCACCUAACGUGUCGGAGACAUUUGUCACUGAGAGUGUGAGGAAACGGAGGAGUGGGUUGGGGGAUAUCGGACGGAUUGGGAGUAAUGGGAGUGGGGGUGAUGGCAACUAG